GUUUGCCAUGCACCAAACCAAGUUUCCAAGUAAUCUCUCAAGUCUCAACCAUGGCUAAAACACAAACUCCAUUUCCUGCUCUCAUGAUUUGCCUAUUCUUUGUGUUGCUACUCAACAACGUAAAGUCAGAUUCAAUUUCAUUCAGCUUCUCCAAUUUCGAGCCGGGACAAAACUUCGACAUCGGUUUCCUCGGCGAUGCGCGUCCAGUAGACGGCGCAAUACAACUAACAAGAAGAGACAAUAAUGGACCUUAUGGUACUCCCAACAUUCGCCAACACAGCGUUGGUCGUGCAGUAUAUAUUCCACCAGUGCGCCUUUGGGACAAAACCACAGGCAAACUUGCAGACUUCGAAACAGACUUCUCCUUCGUCGUAGAUUUCGCUGCUUCCCAAAUCCACGCUGAUGGCUUGUCCUUUUUCAUCAUACCUUUCGAUGCUGACCCCAGAAUCCCCAAGAAUUCAUCUGGGGGAUACCUUGGACUAUUCAGCCCCGAAACUGCUUUCAAUGCUUACAAAAACCAAAUCGUGGCUGUUGAGUUUGACAGCUUCGGAAAUGAAUGGGAUCCCAAGCCUGUCCCCGUUGCUCCUCAUAUUGGAAUUGACGUCAACUCUCUUGAAUCGGUGGAAACUAUCGAUUGGCCUAUUAAUUCACUUCCUCUAGGUUCGGUUGGGAAAGCUAGCAUUAGCUAUGAUUCUAAUGCUAAACAAUUGAGUGUCACGGUUGGCUAUGAUAGUAAUCACCCACCUAUUUUUGUUGGGUUGAAACAAAUCAUUGAUUUGAGGGGUGUUCUUCCGGAAUGGGUUAGAAUUGGUUUCUCUGGUGCCACUGGUGAAAAGGUUGAAACGCACGAUAUUCUGUCUUGGUCUUUCACUUCACGCAUCUAGAUAAAGAUAUGUUUCUGUAAGGAGAAUAAUAGAGUGAUCUUAGGGUCCUCAAGUUGUCAUCUAUACAAUCGUCCAAUCUUAGUGUUUUGUGGAUUUUGUACUAGUCUUUGUGUUUCCCUCAUAAGGCAAAGCUUGAUGCUGUUGAAUUAAUCAUUAUGGUUUUUCAUGCUUGUUUAAAUUUUGGUGAAUGUUUCGUGAACUCUUCUUACAGAUCACUAUAAUAGUACAUUUAGUCCA
Messenger RNA from Glycine soja, 1121 nucleotides. RefSeq names its product mannose/glucose-specific lectin-like. Gene Ontology annotation, molecular function: carbohydrate binding. The transcript has a single exon. NCBI's taxonomy places the organism in Eukaryota, Viridiplantae, Streptophyta, Magnoliopsida, Fabales, Fabaceae. The coding region runs from base 51 to 884 and encodes 277 amino acids. The record is from RefSeq and is a predicted model, not a curated record.